Sclerotinia sclerotiorum 1980 UF-70 is the source of this 2298-nucleotide messenger RNA. RefSeq lists its product as hypothetical. Bases 1 to 2298 code for a protein of 765 amino acids. The record is from RefSeq and is a predicted model, not a curated record. Gene Ontology annotation, molecular function: protein binding. The transcript has a single exon. Lineage: Eukaryota; Fungi; Ascomycota; Leotiomycetes; Helotiales; Sclerotiniaceae.
AUGGGACCUUUCUUGCGCGCUUUUGAGACGCGCAAGUCCACAAUCGCUGCAACUCUCUAUACCACACAUUCAUUUACAAAACUUGGCAGAUCAUAUUAUGGGAAAAGAUGUUUAUACGAAUUCAGAGGUCCAGAAAAUGGUCACGAUAAGUCUCUGCCGGGAGAAUCGGACAUUCAAGAAGAGACCGGAGUCGAUCAAUCGGAGGAGGGGAAUGAGGCCACAAAUGAUGGAUUGCAAGCACCAAAACAUGAAUAUUGGAGAAGAUAUGAGAUAAGGAACAAAUUCCGAGAUGUGAAGACUUAUUUCAAAACGCCGGAAUGGAUGAUACCAGCAUGGAGUAAACCAGAAAAGUUAAAAGAUUGGUGGGUUGGAAAGCAUGCAACAGAGAAAUCCCAAAGUCAAGAAGCAUAUGGAGAUAUCUAUCCACUCGAAAUCCCGACAACAAGAGAAAAAAAUGAAUCGUCCAAUGAAUCUGACAUGGUCUCUGUUAUUCGAAAAGUUGGGGUUGGAUUACCCGUCAGUCUCGCCCAACGAAGAAUUCUCCUCAAGGAAGCAAAAAUGGUUCUUGGAUACAAAAAUGUGCUUAGAGCACUUCAAUUACGAGAUCCCCACGAACUUCUUAGAGUUUUAGUGAAACUUUCUGACGUGGAUAAUUUUGGCGUGAAUCACUCCCCUUUGCUGGAUAUUUCCCCAAAUACUUUCUCUGAAAUCCUGAGACUAUUGGAUCCCAAACAUUUUUUCGGAAGACAAAAACGGUUAUUGCAUAGUUUCAAGCACAAAGAAUUAUUGGAGAUGAGGAUUGAUACGGUCGAUUAUGAUGGAACCCAUCGCGCUUACACUGUUUAUCUUUGGCACUUGCAUCGAAUUAUUAUGAAACGCCAGAUUAGAUAUCCACUGUCCCUUUCCGAAUACAAGAUGCUUCUUAAAGCUGCAAAAUUUACAGGGCAUCAAGCAGUAGCGGAUUUAACAUGGAAGUCUAUGAUGUCUAAUCGGUAUCAGGUCAUGGGAAGCAGACAAGUUCUACCAGAUGUGGAAUGUUUUAAUUAUUACAUGGCUACUAUGUGUUGGUCAGAUAUUCUCAGUCCUUACCAUUCUGACAGAUUAAGAGUCAUUUCCCAUUAUAAAGAACUUCGUCAAUGGGGCGACAGACCUCAUCAGCUCAGUCGACACCGAAUAGGCCCGGAUGAUGGAGUCAGGAUUUCGGUCAGUCGACUAUUCCAAGAAAUGUCAGCUGUUGGCUUGAUGGGGAAUGAGGAGACAUUUUGCUUGUUGAUGGUCUCUGCGAGUCGGGAGGGAGAUCUUGUGACUGCUGAAACAAUUCUCAAACGGGUGUGGCAAAUUGACAUCGAAUCGAAGAGUAGUGAGGGUUCAAAACUCAAUGCACGCCUUCCGGAUUCUCCAUUACAUCCAUCUCAAAGAUUACUACGUACCAUCGCCCAUAUCUAUUGCAUAAACAACAAUUUACCAACGGCUAUGAAUGUAAUUGACCAAGUAUCACGGAAGUAUUCAAUCGAAAUUUCGAAAGAAACUUGGCAAGAUCUAUUGGAAUGGACUGCAGUUUUUGCUAAGAAACGGCCAAGUGCUGCUCAACGUGAAAGAGGUUUUGGCGAAGGAAUGCUACCUUCGGCCAGCAUGGACAGAGUUUGGGACAAUAUGAUUUCGGAACCUUACAACAUCAGACCUAAUAUUUCCAUGUACAAUAUUUACAUUCGCCACCUACUCUCUACCCGAAAAUUUGGAAAAGCCCAAGUACUCAUUGCUGAAGCUCAUCAACUACAUAAAGAAUUGGUCCGCCGAUCAAAUCAUUACAGAAUCCUAUACGAAAACAGUCUAACGCGACGAAAGACCGACUCUGUAGUGACAAGCAUCCGCCAAAGAGACUUCAUAUUCCAUCACUUCAAAUUGAAAAUUAGCAGGAUGUAUAUGCGAGAAUGGAUCAAUUAUCUCAUCUACCGACCAUCUCAAGUCCUCUCCAAAUACCACGCAAAAUGGGCAUUCCAAGAAGUUCCCGCCAUAAUCAAAAGAUACAAGACCUUCCUGCGAGGAGAAAUCACCUAUCAAACAUAUACAGGUCAUGUGUGUCUUCAGACUGGAAAACCCGAAGAAACUAAAUUGAGAAUAUGGAGAAGGAGAUACGGAGACACGAGUUCGAGAAGAAGACGAAGGAGAAAGUCUUUGGGGAAGCUUUUGAAGAAAAAAUCCGAAUUCAGAUAUAAUCGUGACAGAAUAGCCGCCGGGGGUCAGGUUCAUUUGGCCGCUAAGGUCGUACAAGAUCAUAGAUUUAUGGCUGGUCACUAG